Molecule: messenger RNA, 720 nt
Organism: Dioszegia hungarica
Lineage: Eukaryota; Fungi; Basidiomycota; Tremellomycetes; Tremellales; Bulleribasidiaceae
Exons: 7
Coding region: 1-720 (239 amino acids)
Source: RefSeq, a predicted model, not a curated record
AUGGGUGUCGCCAUUUCCGCUUUGCGUGCCCAAAUUGGCGCCGCCGACGACGAAGUCAAGAAGAAGGCUGAGCAGAAUCUCGAAGUCCUCCAGAAGGCUGUCGACUCUCAGCUGAACGAAUUCGAGUCGCAGUUGGACGCGAAGUUCAUGAACCCCGCCGGUACCGAGAAGAUCGAGGUGCCCGGUAUCCGUGCCCUCCGCAAGGUCAGAUUCUCGAACGUGACUACUUCCAAGGUCCCCAGCGAAGAGAUCUCGGGCGCCAUCGACACAUUGUUCAGCAUCGGCGGCGAGGGCGUCGAUACUAAGACCGCAGUCACGGGUGGCUUCAAGAAGGUGGUCACCGGCGCUCUCAAUGCCUUCAUCGGCAACGGUGAAGCCGGUCAGCACACCGAGAACAAGUAUUUCAUCUACAUGCAGCACAACGCGAUCGUGCGUUUGGAUCUUCGCAUGUGGCGAUGGAAUUUCAGCGGCAAGGGCUUCAACGACGAGCACGAGACCGCCCUCGGCUACGUCGUCUGCACUUCCAUCGUCGACGUCGGGGUCUUGAGGACAAGCGAAUUCGUCUUCCUGAUCAGCGAGUAUGCCGGCGACUCGGAGGAAGAGGGUGUCAAGUACAUCACCAAGAUGGAGAAGCUCUAUGAGCGCGCUCGUCUCAUGAAGCUCAAUGAGGUUCGACAGGAGAGGCGCGCUCUUCUCGACAUCAACGACCCCCUUGAUUAG